Molecule: messenger RNA, 2967 nt
Organism: Chara braunii
Lineage: Eukaryota; Viridiplantae; Streptophyta; Charophyceae; Charales; Characeae
Source: the annotation of a GenBank genome assembly
GCCAGUGGGUUCCAAAGACGGCCAUUGCCUCACCCAAACCCUUUUCAGGGGACAAGAGGGGCGAAGACCUCGACACAUGGUUGAGGUCAGUGCCAGUUUAUGUUAAGUGCAAGUUUAACCUUGCCACACGAGAAAGUGCUUGUGGCUGCCUCCUAUCUUGAGGGGAGUGCAGCAAGAUGGUUAAGCGGGUUAGUGCAACUGCAGGGAUACAGACAUGACUUCCGCACUUGGGCAGUCAACCAGAAACUGGAAGACUUCCUCACGAUGGUGGAGGAAAGAUGGCAUGAUCCUCAGGAGGCCCAAAAGGCCACUGAUGCGAUCCUGACUCUGAGCAACAGACCGUUCAAGUCAGUAAGGGAUGCCACAAACGUUGUAGAGCGUUUGAUCUGUGUUCCUGGAGUGCGCUAUGACCCCCAAGUCUUACUGCCAACUUACCUCAGGUAUCUACCCAUGCCACUCCGGAAUCAGUUGGCAGGUGAGGCGAACAUCGAUGUGCACAACUUUCCCUCAUUUAGCAAGAAGGCCCUAGACCUGGAUGCAAAGAUAGGUCACGGGCACCAACCCACAACGGACGGAAGGAAGAAAGCACUGCCUCCCAAUUGGAAGGCGAAGGGUCGCAUCAUGUUCGUCUAUAACGAUGGUUCUACCAUCGAAUUAGAUGACGACUUCGAGGAGGGAGUAGGUACAGAGGCGGGCAGCGUAGAGGCUUUAGGGGGUGGAUCAGUCGCUGCCUCAGUGCAGAAAGGCAAGGCGACCGGUAGACGCCGUGGAGGCUCCCGGUCUAGGAGUCAAGUUGACACCAAUGCUCUACCAUGGGAGAAAGGGGGUCUUACAGAGGACGUGUCGAGGGACCGGUACACCAGGCAGGCGUGUAUUCGUUGUGGUCAAUAUGGCCAUAACCAGUUCAAAUGCCACAAUAAGAAGGCGACGAAAAAUAUCCCGCCUACGAUGGGGCAGGCGUUGGGAUCCUCCGCUCCCGUAGGUAGCAAUGUUGCCAGUAGUUAUGGAACUGCUCCGGGUAACACGUACGGUUUGUACGAGUUUGUGGUGAUGCCUUUCGGCCUUUGCAAUGCUCCUGGCACCUUUCAUCACGCUAUGAACCGGAUCUUCCAUGACUACUUGGAUAAUUUUGUCAUCGUGUACCUCGAUGACAUACUUAUUUUCAGUAGGACUGUCGAGGAGCACGUUGGCCAUUUAGACAAAGUCCUUAGCCUCCUUCGACAACACCGGUUCAAGAUCAACAGGGAGAAGUGUGAGUUUGGCCGCACCCGGAUCUUGUACUUGGGUCAUGAGAUUUCUGCGGAGGGAUUGAAGCCCGAUGACGCGAAGGUGGCCAGCAUUCGUGACUGGCCGCGUCCUCAGUCUGUGACUGAGAUGAGGUCCUUCUUGGUGAUGACCGGCUACUAUCGUAAUUUUGUCAAGAACUAUAGCAUAGUGGCCACCCCAUUGACGGACCUGACACGCCUUGACACCCCUUGGGAGUGGACAAACAAGUUUGAGGCUGCUUUCAGAUAUCUGAAGCAUGCCCUCACUCACCAUGAGGUCUUGAAACUGCCCGAUCCUGACAAGCCAUUUCUUGUGACCACGGAUGCCAGUCAAUAUGGCAUUGGUGCCAUACUUGCGCACCAGGAGGGGAAAAACUUAAGGCCGGUAGAGUACAUGUCCAAAAAGAUGCCCUCUCAAAAGCUGGCCAAGUCCACUUAUGAGAAGGAACUCUACAUGAUUUACAAAGCGUUGACUCACUGGAGGCACUACCUCCUUGGUCGCGUCUUCUACGUCAGGCCCGGUGAGAGCCUGUCUAUGGAUUUCAUGGACACGCUGGUCACCAGCAAGAGCGGCAUGAGAUAUGUCUAUGUCAUUGUGGAUAGGUUUAGUAAGUAUGCCAGAUUAGUUGCAAUGCCUGCUGCAGCUAAGACCGAGUAUGUAAUCAAGCUGUUCAAAGAGAACUGGGUCAGAGAUUUUGGACUUCCAAAGUCUAUUGUGAGUGACAGGGACGUCCGAUUCACCAGUGAGUUGUGGAAGACUGCAGCUGCAGAACAGGGAACACAGCUGCAGAUGACUUCUGGGAACCACCCAGAGGCAAACGGGCCAGCAGAGCAGCUGAAUCGCGCUGUUCAACACCUGCUGAGGCAUUACAUCAAGCCUAAUAAGGUGGACUGGGAUGAGAAACUUGCUCUCAUCGCCAGUCUCUAUAACAACGUCGUGCACAGCGCAACAGGGGUGAGCCCCAACAGCCUGCUACUGACUUUUAAACCUAGACUGCCAUUAGAUUUUCUCUUACCUGAGGAUCAGUCUGCUGCUGCACCAGGCACUCUAGAAUCUGCUUAUCGAUAUGAGUACCCAAUGCAGCAAGCUGUAGAACAGAUGCACAAGGCACAGGCGGCGAUGAUCGAGUCUAAGAACAAACACCGCCGCCCAUCUACAUUUCAGGUAGGGGACAGGGUCUGGGUCAAAUCCUCAGAACUGGGACAAGAGCAAGGGAUCUCCCGCAAGCUCAUGCCACAGUACUUUGGACCAUGGGAGGUUCUCGAUAUUGUCGGGGGUGAUCUGGAUGGGCCGUCAUAUGUAAUUCGUCACCUUCGCACUUACCCUGUCUUUCACGCCUCCAAACUUGCACCUUUCAAGGAAACUGACCAGUUUCCCUCUCGUCGCUCAAUGUUGCCCUCAACCAUGGAUGGGGAGGUUGACAUCGAUGACAUCGUGGACCACAGGGAAAUGCCAGUUGCAAGACCAACAGGCAGGGAACGUCCUCCUAAGCCGAAGCUGCAGUAUCGCGUUCGGUUCAGACAUCACAUUGAUCCUAAGGAGGACAGAUGGUUUACCAGGGAGGAACUGAUGCAGACCGCUCCACAGGUUGUCGCUGACUACGAGAAGUCACUGCAGAAAGGAAAGCGCCAGAUUGAGUAAUGGGACUUCUCACAGGACUGUCGAAGUGUGGAGGAAGGAAUGCGAGGCUCAAGGCCUCGA